Prorocentrum cordatum is the source of this 1542-nucleotide messenger RNA. NCBI's taxonomy places the organism in Eukaryota, Dinophyceae, Prorocentrales, Prorocentraceae. The record is from the annotation of a GenBank genome assembly.
CCUCUCGAUUCCAUUUUUUCUGGAAUCCUCCUCCCGCUGGGCUUCCGUGCGAUGUCCGUCGCCGUUGCCGCGCCGCCCGUCGAGCGGACCGCAGCCGCGAAGGACGAGUUGGCAGUGCAGGAGGCGGUUGCGGCGGCCGCGAAGGCCAGCCAGGCCCCGCUGUGCCCGCGUCGGCUGGUGCUCUUCUGCUGCAACCUCUUCGUAGGGCUCAUCGGGUCUCAGCUGAUCCCAGAGUGGAUGGGCGCCAUCACCUAUGGCACGUGGAAGGCGGUCGUCAAGGUGGUCACGAUGUUCUGUGUGUCCUAUAUCAUGAUCUACGUCGGAUUCGAGUUCGACGUCGACACGUCCCGCCUCAGCCAGUAUGGGCGCGAAUACCUGAUUGUCAUGUCGGCGGCGGGCAUCCCGUGAAUCUGCUGCGCUGUCUAUUUCAUGUACGCGCUGGGCCAGUUCGGCCUGCCUUGGCAGCAGGCGCUCAUUGCAGUAAGGUUCGCGGCGCCGACUUCGGCGGGCAUCCUCUUCACCAUGCUCGAGGCUGCUGGGAUGAAGGAGACUUGGAUAUUCCAGAAGCUUCGCAUCCUGGCCAUCUUCGACGACUUGGACACUCUCCUUCUCAUGGUCCCGCUGAAGGCCAUCUACAUCGGCCCGAAGUGGGAGCUUGCCGUCGAGCUUGUCUUCGUCGCUAUCAUCUGCAUUCUCAUGGCUCGCUUUAUGCACAAGCUGACGGUUCCCAUUUCGUGGCCAUAUCUUUGUCUCUAUGCGGCGGGGGUCACUUUGGUUUGUGAGAUGGUGCACUUCUUCACCCAUAGUCAGGCUGUCGAUCCCAACAACGUCGCCGAUACGAUCCAUUUUGAAGUGCUGUUGCCAGCAUUCACAGUAGGAUGUAUCACCAAGCAUGAGAACGCAGAGCACGACGGUCACGAUAUUCAUCAAAGGCCUGACAGUCUCUCGCUAAGGUGUCUCUGUUCCCCUGGCACUACUGGCACGGCGGACACAGUGACGAUGUGCAUCUCCGCCGUCUUUAUGGUCCUCGUUGGAGUCUCCAUGCCGCCACUGUUCAGCAGCUCCCUCGAGGACGACGGGCUCCGCCGUCUCGGUUCGGACGAGACCAUGGCGCCGCACCUCAUCGUGAUUCACGUCAUCGCCUGUUCGUUCCUCAUGAUCUUAGGCAAGAUGUUCCCUGCAGCAUGCUACAAGUCUGAAGUGAACCUGAAGACCCGAGUUGCCCUCGCCGUGGCGAUGAUGCCACGCGGGGAGGUGUCUGCGGGCAUCAUCGCCAAUGCCCUCGCUCUGGGCAUUACGGGCCCGCCCAUGGUCAUCGGUAUAGUCUGCCUCGCCCUCAACAUGAUGAUGGUAAGCGUGUUCAUCUGCACUGUGAAGACGCUCGCCAAGGAGACGGCGACGUUGGCGGACAGCCAGGCGGACGAGGGCGUCCCAGCCGUUUGCGCCUUUGGCGGCGCGGAGGACGCUGCCGUCCCCAGCUGCGGCCCGUCGCCGGUGGACCUGGAGAUCUGAGGGGGGUGCGCGCCGCCAUGCUUCGCGGGG